This is a messenger RNA of Zymoseptoria tritici IPO323, 879 nucleotides long. RefSeq lists its product as uncharacterized. NCBI's taxonomy places the organism in Eukaryota, Fungi, Ascomycota, Dothideomycetes, Mycosphaerellales, Mycosphaerellaceae. The transcript has a single exon. Bases 1 to 879 code for a protein of 292 amino acids. The record is from RefSeq and is a predicted model, not a curated record.
AUGAAAGUCAACACAAGCACUCUCUUUUUCGCCGCCUUGGCCAUCAGUGGUGUCGCCGCUGCGCCGAUCGCAGACGCUCUCGGCAUCGUCCAACCCGUGGCCCGUCAUGAACCCAGAGAUGAAGGAUAUUGCGUUUUCGGUUGCAGAAUCACAGCCAUCUUGUCCCGUCGCCAGAAUGCCGACCAACUGACCCGUCGUGACCCCGGAAAAGGCGACCCAGAGUACUGCCCUGACGGCGAUUGCUGGACCAAAGUCAAGACAGUCCGUCGCCAGAAUACCGACCAACUGACCCGUCGUGACCCCGGAAAAGGCGACCCAGAGUACUGCCCUGACGGCGAUUGCUGGACCAAAGUCAAGACAGUCCGUCGCCAGAAUACCGACCAACUGACCCGUCGUGACCCCGGAAAAGGCGACCCAGAGUACUGCCCUGACGGCGAUUGCUGGACCAAAGUCAAGACAGUCCGUCGCCAGAAUACCGACCAACUGACCCGUCGUGACCCCGGAAAAGGCGACCCAGAGUACUGCCCUGACGGCGAUUGCUGGACCAAAGUCAAGACAGUCCGUCGCCAGAAUACCGACCAACUGACCCGUCGUGACCCCGGAAAAGGCGACCCAGAGUACUGCCCUGACGGCGAUUGCUGGACUAAAGUCAAGACAGUCCGUCGCCAGAAUACCGACCAACUGACCCGUCGUGACCCCGGAAAAGGCGACCCAGAGUACUGCCCUGACGGCGAUUGCUGGACGGUACCCGGAAAAGGCGACCCAGAGUACUGCCCUGACGGCGAUUGCUGGACCAAAGUCAAGACAGUCCGUCGCCAGAAUACCGACCGACUGACCCGUCGUGACCCGGAGAAAGGCGAUGGUGACAGAGGCGAGUAA